Molecule: messenger RNA, 7135 nt
Organism: Lepus europaeus (European hare)
Lineage: Eukaryota; Metazoa; Chordata; Mammalia; Lagomorpha; Leporidae
Gene: MED20
Product: mediator complex subunit 20
Exons: 4
Coding region: 125-763 (212 amino acids)
Biological process (GO): regulation of transcription by RNA polymerase II
Cellular component (GO): mediator complex
Molecular function (GO): transcription coactivator activity
Source: RefSeq, a predicted model, not a curated record
UUUUACGUACUUCCGGUGCCCCUCCCGAGACCCCAGCCUGCGAUAGGGGCUUUUAGUUCUUGUGGGCUCUGGGAGAGCGCUGCGUUUCGGCUGUGUGGUCGUGCCGCCUUCCUGUCUGGACGCUAUGGGAGUGACCUGUGUGUCCCAGAUGCCUGUGGCCGAGGGCAAGAGUGUCCAGCAGACCGUGGAGCUCCUCACCCGAAAAUUGGAGAUGCUUGGGGCAGAGAAGCAAGGAACAUUUUGUGUGGAUUGUGAGACUUAUCAUACAGCUGCCUCUACCCUUGGAAGCCAAGGUCAGGCCGGGAAGCUGAUGUAUGUCAUGCACAACUCGGAGUACCCGUUGAGCUGCUUCGCCCUCUUUGAGAAUGGCCCUUGCCUUAUUGCUGACACCAACUUUGAUGUGCUCAUGGUGAAGCUCAAGGGCUUUUUCCAGAGUGCCAAGGCCAGCAAGAUUGAGACUCGGGGCACCCGUUACCAGUACUGUGACUUCCUGGUGAAGGUGGGCACUGUGACAAUGGGUCCCAGUGCCCGGGGCAUCUCUGUGGAGGUGGAGUACGGCCCCUGCGUGGUAGCUAGUGACUGCUGGAGCCUGCUGCUUGAGUUCCUACAGAGUUUCCUGGGCAGCCAUACACCAGGGAUUCCUGCAGUGUUUGGAAACAGACACGACGCAGUCUAUGGCCCAGCAGACACCAUGGUCCAGUACAUGGAACUCUUCAACAAGAUCCGCAAGCAGCAGCAGGUGCCGGUGGCUGGGAUUCGUUAGUGGCUGGCAGCUGCUGGCCGAGCUUUGUCACCAGAGGUACUCUACAGGAGGAGGUGCUGCCCUCAGGUCUCUGGACCCCAGAAAUCUAGGGCAGCCAUGGAGGCCUCUCUUCCUUUCCAGUUCCCAGCUGUGGCCUUUGUGGGGACUCUGGACUCCCCACCCUUGACCCUCACACAGCCCCCCAACAGCCAUUUUGCCCCAGGCCUCACUGGAUUUGGCCUGUCCUCAGGAAUGUUAUUUAUGAAGACUGGAGAAGUUUGGACCUCUCCUGCUUUAGGAGAAGAGGUAGGACAGGGGAAGUGUUGAUGGGGAAAUCAGGUGGACCCACAGCAGACAUGCUGCGUUUCGUGUUUGGGCCAUGCAGGAAUAAAAAUCUCUUCCUUAACUCAAAGGAUGUGGCUGGGGCUGUGUCCUGGAGAUGGAGGCAGACGCACAGCUUGUUUGAUGCCUGUCAUUUUCUGACCUGUUUGCCGGAAACUGUGAAUUGACUUUCCUAGGGUGUUAGCUGAGUCUUUUGAGCUCUCCUGUUGACGUCUUUCCCUUCUGUCGUGAUUAUGUUAAGCCACAGGCUGAACUCUGUUGUAUGGAGAACCAAAAGGACUGUGGCUCUUACUAGGUCAAAGUUUCUUUCUCUCUCCUCUGCUAGUACACAGGUAAUCAGAUGGCCCAGAGCAGAUUUAACUGUACCAGGUCAUCAGGAACUUGUUUUCCUUCUAACUUGUUGUUCAGCUAUCCCUAGGAUGUUAUCCUUACUCACAAGAUCAAAGCAGACUCCUCGGUUCUGUGUCCACAUUCCCCUGGGAAAGAGGGAAGAGAGCGGCUUCUUUUUUAGAGCAUGUGACCUGGAGCGAUUCAAGUGCUGGUGCCACACUUAGCUGGAAGGCUACGCUGCGACGUGGAACCUUGCAUCUGGGUCGUCAUGAGCCCAGUUAAAACUAAAAGAUGAAGGAGAAUAUGGAUAGGGGGACCCAGUUAGUGGGUUUUUGCUGUGUGGAGCUCCCUAGAUACAUCCAGGAAUGCCCUUUGACAGUGCUUUUUAUGGAACGAAGGCCUUUGGUCUGAGGUGACUCGGAGUGAGGGCUGAUCCAGAGGCGCUGUGAGCUUAGCUGGACAAGUCACACUAGGAAGUCAGCUCUGCAUCCCUCACCAAAUUCGGCCUUCCUGGUUCUCAUGCACCUGCAGCUCAGGGUUAGGACAGUUGACCCUGAUGCAGGUGAUGCAGUGUAUUUCUUAAAUAGUUCCACAGAUACGGCACCCCUAGCAAAGUUGACUAAACUGAACUUGUAACUGUUGGGAAGGGCCCAGAUGUCACCUAGCUUUUGUGUACAUGUCUGAAGGGGACUUUCAAGACUAGUUAUGGGUAUAAUAGUGUAUAAUUUUUGGAAGUUCAGGUUGAAUCAAAGUUGAAGUUGAGGACUAUUUAUAUGAAUUUAAGGAAAAAGUCAUUACAAUUAUGUAAUAAAUGAUAUUUUUUUAAUAUUUUUUUUCUUAAGAUUUAUUUAUUUAUUUGAAAGGCAGAGUUACAGAGAGACAGAGGCAGGAGAGUCUUCCAUCCACUGGUUAAUUUCCCAGAUGGCCGCAACAGCGCCUAUCUGAACCCAAGAUCCAGGAGCUUCUUCAGGGUGUUCCACAUGGGUGCAGGGGCCCAAGGACUUGGGCCAUCUUCCACUGCUAUCCCAGGCCACAGCAGAGAGCUGCAUCAGAAGUGGAGCAACGGGAUUCGAACCAGUGUCCAUAUGGGAUGCCAGCACUCAGGUAGCAGCUUUACCCACUAUGCCACAGCACCGGCACCUAUCUUUUUUAAACUUUUUUUUUUUUUUUUUUUUUACAGGCAGAGUGGACAGUGAGAGAGAGAGACAGAGAGAAAGGUCUUCCUUUUCCGUUGGUUCACCCUCCAAUGCCCGCCAUGGCUGGCACGCUGCGGCUGGCGCACCGCAGUGAUCCAAAGGCAGGAGCCAGGUGCUUAUCCUGGUCUCCCAUGGGGUACAGGGCCCAAGCACUUGGGCCAUCCUCCACUGCACUCCUGGGCCACAGCAGAGAGCUGGCCUGGAAGAGGGGCAACCAGGACAGAAUCCAGCGCCCCGACCAGGACUAGAACCCAGUGUGCCGGCGCCGCGAGGCGGAGGAUUAGCCUAUUGAGCCGCGGCGCCGGCCUUAAACUUUAUUUAUUUGAAAGGCAGAGCAAGGUGGGGAAGCGAGAGAGAGAAGCCUCUGUCUGCUGGUACACUCCUCAAAUGGCUGACUGAGGUUGGUCCAGGCUAAAGCCAGGAGCCUAGAACUCCAUCCAGAUCUCUCAUGUAGGUGGCAGGGAUCUAAGCACUUGGACCAUCUUCUGCUGCUUUCCCAGGCAAAUUAACAGGGAGUUGGACUGGAAGCAGAGCUGCCAGGACUGUAACUGGCAUUCUGAUAAUGGGAUGCUGGUGUGACAAGCAACAGCUUAGCCCACUGUGCCACAAUGCUGGCCCCUAAAUAAAAUAGAUUUUUGUUUUUUAAAAAAUAUUUAUUUUAUUUGAAAGGCAGUGUUACAGAGAGAGAGGGAGAGACAGAGAGCAGGAGAUCUUCUGUCCGCUGGUUUACUCUCCAGAUAGCCACAACAGCCAAGAAUGGGCCAGGCCAAAGCCAGGAGCCAGGAGCUUCUUUCAGGUCUCCCAUGUGGGUGGCAGGGGCCCAAGCACUUGGACAUCUUCUGCUUUCCCAGGCCAUUAGCAGGGAGCUGGAUUGAAAGUGGAACAGGCAGGAAUUGAACAGCUGUCUAUAUGGGAUGCCAGCAUUGCAGUCAGCAGCUUAACCCACUACACCACAGUGCUGGUCCACAUAUCUUAAAAUCAGCUAGUGAGUGGAGAUGCAUAUCUUUUGAUUAAAAUCUUAUCUUCUAUCUUCUACAUCAGACUGUGUUUCUCAGGAGCAGGGUAAGGUUUUUCUGUUUGUUCUUUGUUUUUAAUCCUUUUCAAGAGAUUUAUUAAGUUAUGGUUCAGGUGAUACAUGCAAGUGACUGAGUCUGUGCAACUGGAAAGCAAAUGCUGGCAUCUUAUCUUCUAUCUUCUACAUCAGACUGUGUUUCUCAGGAGCAGGGUAAGGUUUUUCUGUUUGUUCUUUGUUUUUAAUCCUUUUCAAGAGAUUUAUUAAGUUAUGGUUCAGGUGAUACAUGCAAGUGACUGAGUCUGUGCAACUGGAAAGCAAAUGCUGGCAGCCAUUCUAGUCCAAUUUGUAUUUAGUCUGUUUCUUGCAUCAUUGAUUGCUCCUGUCCUGGCUGGUUCCUGGUGUGCUCUGAUUCUCUCUACCCUGUUCCCAUCCUGCCUCCCCCAGGAUUCCCUCAGAUAAUUGAGUACCAGGUAAUCACAUUUCCCCCACCAACUAUCGAUGUCACUGCCACGCUGAAGGAAAUGCCUAGAGACUGACCAUUCCUUCCAGUCACCAGAUCUGCCCUGACCCAGCUUGCCCUGAAGCUUCAGGAUAAGGUGAUUGGUGGAAUUUUUCUAGCACUGGAGAGUAAGGGAAGAGGCUAGAAAUCCUCACCUGGGCACAUGUUCCAAGCAUCAAAAAUCUCCCUCUUUAAAACACUAGUAUAUGGCAGGCCAGGUGACUGGACAUUCGAAGGACGCUGACAGUGUAGAGCCCGGCAGUACUGAUGGAGGCCCUUGCUGUCUAUCUCCUGUCCACACCUGUAACUGUCAACUUUGCCUUGCACUUGCCACAGCCUCCCUCUCCAACUCUGUUGCUCACUGGGCAUCUGAGGUGACCAGCCCCAAACACUACUGCCUGUGGGAUGGCUGCAGCUGCUUGUGUCAGACAGCUGGGGGUUUGAUGUCUUUGGCCUGUGAGCACUCAGUUAUGGAAGUGGGCUUUUCCCCAAGGUGAGUCUCCACCGUUGCUCAUGGAGGGAGUGUGAGUUGUGUUCAUGCUGGGAUGUAAGAAGACUAGGAUUGUAAAGCAGCAGACCUUAACCUCACUAACAAUCAGCUCCAGAAGAGAGCCUCAGGAGCCUGAAAAGCCUGGAGAGUGGACGUGGAAUUUUGUGUGUAUGUGCAGUUUUUUGGGGGAAUGGGAUUUAUAGGUUUCAUUACAAUAUCUCAAAUAUCUGCAAUCCAAAAAAGAGUCCCUAAAGAGAGAACAGGUCCUGAAAAGGAAACAGCAGAAAGACAGAGUUAAGCAGAUUUGAAAUCAGUCCAGUUGGCUUCUGAGCAAGAUUUUCUCUUGCCUUUUAUUUAAAAAAAAAUUUUUUUUUUUUAAUUGUGGCUUAGUGGGUUAAGCCAUUGGCUACAGUGCUGGCAUCCCAUUUGGAUGAUGAUUCAUGUCCCAGCUGUUUUACUUCCAAUCCAGCUCUCUGCUAGUGCACCUGGGAAAGCAACAGAAGAUGGCUCAAGUGUUUGGGCCCCUGGCACACAUGUGAAAGAAGAUUCUGGCUCCUGGCUUUAGCUCAUAUAGCCCCAGCUGUAGCAGCCAUUUGUGGAGUGAACCAGCAGAUGGAAGCUCUCUGUCUUCCUUUCUCUUUCUCUAAUUCUGCCUUUCAAAUAAAUUUUAAAAACUUAAAGAUAAUUUUUUAAAGUUUUAUUUGAAAGGCAGCAUGACAGUGAGAGGAGACACAGAGACAGAGAAAUCUUCUAUUCAUUGGUUCACUCCACAAAUGCCCACAAGAGCUGGGGCUGGGCUAGGCUGCAGCCAGGAGCCCAGAAGAGUCCCUCAAGUGGGUGGCAGGGACCUAAGCACCUCAGCCAUCAGCCACUGCCUGUGUUAGCAGGAAGCUGGAUUGGAAGUACAGAGGGACUCAGACUGACACUCCAGCAAGGGAUGCAGGUGUCCACAGCAGCGGCCUAUCUGCUGUAUCUCAACACCCAUCACUCCUCUUCCUGCUAGACCCUGUAUGUGGGCUUUAGGCAGGAGAUGCCUGUCUGCGUUUUAUAAUCAGUCCCUCAGGCCUGUCAGAUGGUUUCUGGGAAGAUGCCCUCUGCUUGCUCCUUCCUUUUAGAAAUGGGUAGCAGUAAAUAUGUAUAACUCUCAUAGUUUGCUUUGAGGCCUCAGUUACUCUUCCAUUCUGACACAUUCCAUGGGAUCUGAAAAUUAUUCUGUUGCAAUAGAAUUUGAUAGAAGUAUAUAUUUUUAUUUUUCAGACUAGGUGAUUGAUGGCAAAGAAAUAGUUCUGUGCUUCUUUGAAUUAGCAAAUUAAAAAAAUUCUUGGAACUACUACAGCAGAUUCCUAACUCUUUUUUUAAACAAAAUUUAUUUGAGAGGUAAAGUUACACACAGAGGUCUUCCAUCCACUGGUUCACUCUCCAAAUGGCCACAACAGCCAGAGCUAGGCCAGUUGGAAGCCAGAGGCCCGGAGCUUCUCCGAGUCUGCCACGUGGGUGCAGGACUCCAAGCACCUAGGCCAUCUUCCACUGCUUUCUCAGGCCAUUAGCAGGGAGCUGGAUUGAAAAGUGGAGCAGCCAGGACUCAAACCAGUGCCCAUGAGGGAUGCUGGAGCCACAGGCGGAGGCUUAACCUACUAUGCCACAGCACCGGCCCCUCUAAUUCUUUUGCAUUCCUUAUUCCAUUGCCCAACACAUCCGUGCCCAUCAGAUAGCAUAGAACAAUUUAAGGGUAAUAUAUGUUCUGAAUUCUCUGUGGAAGCUUUAAAAAAGGAGAAUUUAGGUACCACAUUUAUAUAACCUACGUUGUUCAGAAGCCAGAAUUCACUAUUGGAAAUCAUUUGUCAUGUAGGAAAGGGGAGACUGGUUAUGUGGAGGUGGUAGUUGUACUGAGGCAGCCUGCAAAAGGAACGGAAACACUGCUUUAGGAGAACAGGUGGCUGCAUGACAGCCAUAGCAUUGGCCCAAACUUGCCAGGUAACUGCAAUCAAGUUGGCUCCUCUGGGUCUCAUCAGUGUAGUGGGAAUAAUGAUGCUGCCUUCUGUAUAUCCUAGGGUUAAGGAGAAUAGAUACAAAGAGUGCUUUGUAAACAAGGAGAUGCCCUCUCUGCUCUUGUGUCUUUUUAAUGGUACUGGAGAUAGUAGUGUUUGGUUAGAACAUUUAAGAUGGCAGGUUCUGGGGCCGGCGCUGUGGCAUAGCGGGUAAAGCUGCCACCUGCAGUGCCAGCAUCUCAUAUGGGCACCGGUUCGAGACCCAGCUGCUCCACUUCUGAUACAGUUUUCUGCUAUGGCCUGGGAAAGCAGUAGAAUAUGGCCCAAGCCCUUGGGCCCCUGCAAAUGUGUGGGAGAUGCGGAAGAAGCUCCUGGCUUUGGAUUGGUGCAGCUCCAGCCAUUGCAGCCAGUUGGGGAGUGAACCAGCGGAUGGAAGACCUCUCUUGCUUCCUCUCCUUCUCUCUCUGUGUAACUCUGACUUCUGAUUUUCAAGCAAAAUAAAUUAAAAAAAAAAAAAAAAAGAUGGCAGGUUC